AGGAGGUGGACACUUGUCUCCCGGCCCCGAGCUGCGUCUCCGCCCCUGGAGGAGAGACCCCCUUCGGCUCGGCGCCUCCCGCGACUCCCGGCUGCUGGGGAAGCCUCGGCGCGGCCGGCACCAUGAGUGAACAGAGUAUCUGUCAGGCAAGAGCUGCUGUGAUGGUUUACGAUGAUGCCAAUAAAAAGUGGGUGCCAGCUGGUGGCUCAACUGGGUUCAGCAGAGUUCACAUAUAUCAUCAUACAGGCAACAACACAUUCAGAGUGGUGGGCAGGAAGAUUCAGGACCAUCAGGUCGUGAUAAAUUGUGCCAUUCCUAAAGGGUUGAAGUACAAUCAAGCUACACAGACCUUCCACCAAUGGCGGGAUGCUAGACAGGUGUACGGUCUCAACUUUGGCAGCAAAGAAGAUGCCAAUGUCUUCGCGAGUGCCAUGAUGCAUGCCUUGGAAGUGUUGAACUCACAGGAAGCAGCCCAGAGCAAGGUUACUGCUACGCAGGAGAGCACUAAUUUGCGAUGUAUUUUCUGUGGGCCGACAUUGCCUAGGCAGAAUUCACAACUACCCGCCCAAGUUCAGAAUGGCCCAUCACAAGAAGAAUUGGAAAUUCAGAGAAGGCAACUACAAGAACAGCAACGACAAAAGGAGCUGGAGCGGGAAAGGCUGGAGAGAGAAAGAAUGGAGAGGGAGAGGUUGGAGAGGGAGAGGCUAGAAAGGGAGAGGCUGGAGAGGGAGCGCCUGGAGCAGGAGCAGCUGGAGAGAGAGAGGCAGGAAAGGGAACGGCAGGAGCGCCUGGAACGGGAAAGACAAGAGCGGGAGAGGCUGGAGAGACUGGAGAGACUGGACCGGGAGAGGCAAGAGAGAGAGCGGCAGGAGCAGCUGGAAAGGGAGCAGCUGGAAUGGGAGCGAGAGCGACGAGUGUCAAAUGCCGCUCCAUCCUCCGACAGCUCCCUGUAUAAUGCUCCACUUCCUGAGUAUGCCAGUUGCCAGCCUCCUUCGGCACCUCCUCCAUCAUAUGCUAAAGUCAUCUCAGCUCCAGUGUCAGAUGCCAGUCCUGAUUACGCUGUAGUGACCGCAUUGCCACCUACUUCCACACCCCCUACACCACCACUUCGUCACUCCGCGACACGUUUCGCAACCUCUUUAGGCUCAGCCUUCCACCCCGUGCUUCCCCACUACGCUACCGUCCCUCGUCCUCUGAACAAAGGCUCUCGGCCUUCCUCUCCCGUGAACACACCCUCUCCUCAGCCUCCAGCUGCGAAGCCCUGUGCCUGGGCUGCUUCCAAUUUUUCGCCCCUUCCUCCGUCUCCUCCAGUCAUGAUUAGCAGCCCCCCAGGCAAAGCCGCUGGCCCAAGGCCCGUCCUCCCUGUUUGUGUCUCUUCUCCUGGGCCCCAGAUGCCUCCAUCACCCACAGCGCCCAGUGGGCUGCUGGACUCUGUCCCAUGCCCGGUGUCUCCGCCGCCUACCUCAGGGCCAGUGCCACCGCCGCCGCCGCCACCACCACCACCACCACCGCCACCGCCUCCGCCUCCGCCUCCACUGCCUUCCCUCGUACCACUCUCACACUGUGGAUCUCAAGCCUCUCCUCCUCCGAGCACCCCUCUUGCCUCAACUCCCUCAUCCAAGCCUAGUGUUCUCCCUUCUCCCUCUGCAGCUGCCCCUGCCUCUGUGGAGACUCCUCUAAACUCUGUGCUGGGAGACUCCUCUGCUUCUGAGCCAGGCUUGCAGGCAGCCUCUCAGCCGGCCGAGACUCCAGCCCAACAGGGCAUUGUCUUGGGACCACCUGCACCUCCACCCCCUCCUCCACUCCCACCAGGUCCUGCGCAGGCUUCGGCCACCCUCCCUCCACCCCCAGGACCCCCUCCACCCCCCCCACUUCCAUCCUCAGGGCCCCCGCCCCCACCUCCUCCACCUCCUCUUCCUAAUCAAGCACCCCCGCCCCCACCCCCACCUCCUGCUCCACCCCUCCCCGCCUCUGGAUUUUUUUCGGGAUCCAUGUCUGAAGACAAUCGCCCUUUGACUGGACUUGCAGCUGCAAUUGCUGGAGCGAAACUUAGGAAAGUGUCACGGAUGGAGGACGGCUCUUUCCCAAGCGGUGUGAAUGCGGCCUCAUCUAAAACAGACACAGGCCGAGGAAAUGGGCCCCUUCCCUUAGGGGGCAGCGGUUUAAUGGAAGAAAUGAGUGCCCUGCUGGCCAGGAGGAGAAGAAUUGCUGAAAAGGGAUCAACAAUAGAAACAGAACAAAAAGAGGACAAAAAUGAAGAUUCAGAGCCUCAGACUUCUAAGGCCUCUUCAACAAGUACACCUGAGCCGACAAGAAAACCCUGGGAAAGAACAAAUACAAUGAAUGGCAGCAAGUCACCUGUUAUUUCCAGACGGGAUUCUUCAAGGAAAAAUCAGAUUGUUUUUGACAACAGGUCCUAUGAUUCAUUACACAGACCAAAAUCCGCACCUUCGUCACAGCCCAGUGCCAAUGGAGUCCAGACAGAGGGACUAGACUAUGACAGACUGAAGCAGGAUAUUUUAGAUGAAAUGAGAAAAGAAUUAACAAAGCUAAAAGAAGAGCUCAUUGAUGCAAUCAGGCAGGAACUGAGCAAGUCAAAUACCGCAUAGAGAAGCAAACUAAGGAGAGACAGGACUUGAAUCUGGAGAAAGAAAAAAACAACAUCUACAAAGAACAACUGUUACCAAGAAAACCCCUACAUUUCGUGAGCUGAAAGAAGAAAGUGGAGACAAACAGUCGCGAGGAGGGAAAGACAACAUGCUUGGAAAGCCUUCAGACAGUACUACUCUGGCCGUAAGCUCCUUCCCUCCCCGUGUGCUGCUGUUUUCUGACGUUUAUGAGAGGACAGAAGAGAGUCGUGUUAAGAGUUCCUGUAACAGUUACGCAGAAAAUACUGACCCCGUCAGGCAAGAAAUAUUUUCCCGUCUCAAGAUACAAUCACACAUUUUCCACAAUCCAUUGCUCAAAUAAAGAGGAGAAAGGCUUGAGAAGUUUUUCCAGAGAAUGCUGAUGAAGAAUUGAGCAAGUUAUGCUAUUGUAUUGUAAAUGUUUCUCUCAGGUUUGUCUUCCUAUCAUAUUUGAUAUUCCAUAAAUAAUUGCGAUCAGUCCUAUGUAGGUUAAGAUCAUAGAAUGUGGAACAAAUGGAAUUGUACGCUUUCAAAGGGUGAUGUUCUUAAGAAAGUGUCCUAAACAUGACUUGUCCAGCUUGAGGAAUUUUAGAAAUGAUAGGAAGUCUCUCGAGUUAGCCUUCAUGCAAUUUUGUAGAUUCAAACAUAAAAUUCGUCCAGAAUUUAAAGAUUUAGAUGCCUUCCUAAAUUGUUACAAUGCUUUACCAAAUCUAUGACUCCUACAUAACACAAACCAGUGGUCAAAUGUACAACGAUAUAUUGUAGAUUUACUGUAGGUUUUCAACCUUUUUUAGAUUUAUGCAUGUGGACAUUUUUAUAAUGUAAUUACAAUCACCACAAAAUUAGCUUUUCUAAUUGCAGACAGUAAUGCAUGUCAAGCGAAUAUGUAGUGGCUUUUUCAAGGCCUAAUCCCAGGGAGAACAUUUUGUAGAGUAUAGGGGAGUGGGAGGAUGGGAAGGAAUAAUUUUUUAUUUAAAGUUCAUUUCUGCACUACCUUUUCUCAGUUAUCUGCAUGAAUGAUAAUGAGGCAUAUUUUGUGGCUUUAGUUGGUAAAUACGUUAACAGAGCCAAGUACUUGAUCUUUUACAUCAUGUCUUCAGCUGUUUGUAUUUUAACUUCAGUGAUUUCAAUGGUCUCAAACACGAUUCUGAGCUUCACAUGAAUCACAUCUCACUGUGGAACUCACAAGUUCGAUCCCUGAAUUCGGCAGUUACUAUUGCCGAGGUGCCCUGCAGGUACACAGGUGUUAAGGCACACGAUCCUGACUACAAAGCUGCUUUUGAAUUUUGUUAUGUUGAAAUACUAGAAAAGUGACAGUGAUGGCAGCAGUUAUGGUCACAGAAAUCAUUAAGUCAAGGGAAAACAGGGGGUCCCGCAUAAUUAUCUUUUAAUAAAGUGAACUUAGGUAGUGGGAAGAAGGAACUAGAUACUACUUACCACCGUGUGUGUGCGUGUGUGUGUGUGUGUGCGCGCGCGCACGCGUGCACAUUUGUAUGAGCAUGCACGUGUGUGUGUGUGUGUGUGUAAUCCACUCCCUGUUCUUUGAAACUCAUAAGAUUAAAAUAGGGGAGAAAUCCUGUGUGUUGCAAUGAUAGAAUUUUGUUGAAACUUCAAGAAAUCAAAAAUUCUCCAGGCUCUCCGUCUUGAUUUAUGCUUGCGUUGUUAUGUGCCAUAUUUGCUUUGAAAUUUUUGAUUAUCAGAAGUUUUACUAAAAAUUUGAAGAAAUAAUCCAUUUUCAUCUGCUUUCUAGAUUUCUUAAUCGAAGUUCCUAAGACAGAGCUUGCUGAUAGCAUAGUUUUCUCAAUGCUGUGACUUUGCAGCCGUUACCACUUCAGAGGGGUUUGAAUGAGGGAAUUGUGUUUCCUUGUUAAAAUAGUUCCUGUUUCUGUAGAAACUUCAUUUUGAGGUUAAUCUGUGAUGGAUGAGCUAUCAUAAUUCAAGUAUGCAGUUCUUUUUUUCUAUCAACUAUUUGUUGUCAUGCAAUAGUAAAGGCAUUAAAGAUGCAGCAAGCUUAUGAAGUACUAUUUUCUAGAAGAAAUAGGAGGCAUUUUCAUCUUUAUUACUGUACGUUUGGUUAUGCAGACACUUUGAUGAUAUAAACAUUUAUGUCCCCCAUAAAUUUGGUCAGAAAUCAUUUUUGAUUGUGUUACGUUAAACAGUCUACAGUGGGAUAGAGUACUGGGUACCAGUGGUCCAAAGUGAGAUAGAAGACUACAAUAAAAAUGCUCGAUCUUACAAAAGAAACUGGUUUAUGCACUAAACGUUCCGUGCCUUGGUCUAACAGUAACACGAUGUCUGUAAAAUGACAGUAAGUACAGGUGUCGAAUCACGUUUUCUCCCCCGACACUCUGCAUUAUCCCAGACUGCUAAAUGUGUUCUUUCCAAGAAGUUUGAUGAUUGAAUUACUGUAUACAUUUACUGUCCUGUGCGACAGUUUUGCUAUUGUUAGAGAUUUCAGUAAUUAAAGUGAGAAACAGAAGCUUAAGUUAUUUUCCUUAUCAAAAUUCUGUUCCUUGGAAUCCUGAUUAUGACGGUUUUCGUGCUCUUGUGCAUCGGAUGUCUUAAGCUGAGUGCAGUUUAGGGGAUCCUUUCUAAUUACGGGAAGGCACUUCUUUCCUUCAACACUGUGAUCUGACCUGUGACAAAUCUGUACUAUACACUCUGUAAAUGGCUAACAAGUCAAUUGCAAACCAACUGAAUGUACAAAUCUUAGUGCUGGUGCUGAAAUCUCUUCAGAAUAGUCAUCACGAUCUCAAAGUUUGUUUCGAAAUUUGCAAGCAUCAAGUGUCAGUCAAAACUGAAGAUGAAACGCUCAUGAACGUUGACUCCUCGUGCUCUAGGCGUACUUCCGUUUCAGAUUUGCUGGUUCUCUGCUAUUCUUACCGUACUGUUUUCAUUUAAAUUUCUUACACACUAACGUCGUUUGUGCGACUGAAAUAAAACUGCAGUAUAUAUAUGUUGCUGGUUUGUGACACUUAGCUAACCUUCUGACCUAAUCUGUUGGUUCUAAAAUAAGUUGUACGGAAUGUGAAAAACACGUUUUAAAGUCCAUGACUUCACUGCUUAAAGUUUACAUAUCACGACACUGUUCUUUAAAGAUUUCAUAGGCAUAAAUACUAAGUAAUGUAUACAAAGGGAAUAUGUGAUAAUGUAUCUACCUUUUCCUUGAAAUAACUGUUGGGUGUUCCCUAUGUGUUCUCAUUGUCUCUGGGCUCAGCUUGGUACAGUGUCCUACUCUAACAAAGGAUUGAUAAAUGUUUAAGUUUAUUCCAUUUUGUUCUACAACAUAGACUUGUAAACUCAUUUGUGUGGUUACAAUUCUCCUUGAUAUAGUUUGCAGCCUAAGGGACAUUGUACGGUCAAGGGCCGUAUCGAGUGCUGAAUUUUAAAUCUAGCGAAAUCUGUAUCUGUAGUGUAUAUUUAUACGGUGUGCUGAUUUCUUGAAACCCAUGUAUAAGCAGCAGUACUUUUUAUCUGACUCUAUAGAAGUCUUAAUUUUGAGUUUCAUCUUACAUGUUCAUGUCUUCGUUAGACAUACAACGGUCCUUGUCUUUUUUCUUCCACCGCUCCCCAGCCUUCCCCUGCCUCAUCCUCUCCACUUGUCGCGGACGCUGUGUUGCUGCCACUCGCUGACAUAUGCAGCCCUUACCCAGCCGUUACCCAGCCCGCUGGGGUGAACAUGCUAACUGAUGCCCUUCUCUCCUUCCCGUCUCAAGUUCUUGCUGCCCUCCACGUAUAGAUAGGAGGGUUUGUCUACAAACUAAAAGUCACUUCCUAUUCAAAAACGAAUUCAGUAACACAUGGUAACCUUUCGGAUUUGCCUCGCUCCAACUUGGCCUCCCAAACUUGUAUGUACUUUCAGGGCCAUUGAGAAGACUUGGCCUUUAAAUCCUAAGGAGUGGAUCCUUUGAAGCACAGUUUCCAGAGGUACGCUACAGGAUCUCUGUGAUUCCUUUUCGGAGCCGUCAUAACUUUAUACCCCCGUUACCCUUUAAAUUCUCUCGAUUGUAAGCAUAAAAAGGACCUCCUCGUAUAUAAAGCGUGUGUGAAGGAACUCUAGGAGCUCUUAAUUCCCUCGCAAAGCUGUUAUGUAAUUCACUUUCCUGGAGACAUUUACUGCAGCAUUCGUGUUAGAACUCCAGACCUGUUCCUGGUAGUACCGUUUUUGUUUUGAGUAGAAAGUUGGAUUCCUAUCUGUACGUCUCCUCAAAUCCCAAGAGUGUAUUGAAAUUACUGAUGCUUAAUACCUCUGACUUUUCACUGAAAAGCCAUUUAAUAUUUAGACUUAGAUGCUUCUGAAGAAUGUAACCUUUGAAUAGAAUUGUCCCAGGUACCUUUGGCUACAAAAGGACACAGUGGAGAACAUUUAUUGUUUAAGAGUAGUUUUCUCUUAAAAUAAGCACAUUUGGCCAAGCAGCUAACGUGGGGAAGGAACCCCUCAAAAUAGGACAUUUAUAUGAGCCACGUACUGUUGGGGGACUGAAUGCAAAUGUUCCCUGUUCCGAACACCCAAAUCAGCUUAGUGUGGUUUAGGUUUGUUCCCUUUAUGUUGUCUCUAGAUCAUUUUUGAGACCCGAGAGGUUUUUAUAUCUGUUCAUGAUGACUGGAAAAGUGAAACCCUCAAAUUUUUUAAAAAUCUAAAAUUGAUGAGAAAAGAAUAUUAAUAAGGUGAAUUUAGGAUGGUCAACGAUAGGCAGCAUCAACUUAGAGGUCCAGGCUCUAUGCCUUGGUUUAUACCAGGGGUCAAUUUUCAGUUACUCUGGAUGUCGUCUGUUGGCAUAAGCUGUAUAAACUGAAGCAUGAGUAGCAUUUAAGGCUACAUGUAGUAGCCUUAAUUUGCUGAUUAGUUUAACAUAGAGAACAAAUAAAGCUGAAAUGUCAAUGAAGUGUUCCGCCAGAAGAACAGUCCCUGAGCUGUAUCCCACUUCUGCGAAGCCUGUUGUCUGCUAAACGGAGAGAAACUGCGCAGAGAGCAGAGCCCCUGGCAGCUUCUGAUGUGGGACCCUGGGAUUCCGAGAGAGGAAGUGGGGGCCAUGGCCCCGGGGCAGCCGAGGGUACAGCGGGCACAUGCACGGUCUACAAAGAGAAUUUCCCUUUCACCUCACUUGUUAAAGGCAUGCCGCUCCUGGCAGUUAGAAAACUAAAGUACACCAGUGAACACUAAAUUCAGCCUCUUCUCAGCUGUGCUCUAGGAGAAUAUAGCUUUCCAUUUUAAUAAAAAGUAGUAGAAAUGGUUAUUUCAUUGGAGGACUAAGUUUGCAUUUGUUCCAUAUGUUAAAAAUCUGUAUGCAAGUCACAGCGUCAUAGUUUGUCAUGUUUAAAUUUGAUUUAAAUAACUUUUUUCCCCUUGGGUUCCAAGAGGAUUUCUUUAGUAAUAGAUAAUAGUUUUGUUUUGCUUCGUUUUUUUAAUAAAGAAGAAAUCGCUAAUUUAGGCAGCGAAUGAUGUUAUGUGGGUAUGUUUAGUGUUCUUUCGGCAUUUACAAAAACCUUUAUUAUGGGACAUUUUACAAGCACACGGAAAAAUAGAGAUUAUUACAGUGGCUGCCCCAGAGAGUCCCACUCAGACUCAGCAAUGACCAAUUUAUGACCAGCCCACUUCAUCUACACCUCCCCACUUCGGCUAGAAUAUUUUGAAUCAGAUCCAAGGGAGGUGUUUUUAGAGUUACUUUGAUUUGAGUGGUUGAGGAUUCAGAAGACAACAAAAGGCUCCCUUUUCAGAAGGUAUAUUCGAUUUUUAGUAAGCGGUGCUUCUUCCAAGAAGACUUAGGACAUAUUAAAUAGCAUGCAGUUGGUCUUUGGGUUAUACACUUCAAAAAUUUAUGUUGCAAGAAAUUUACAUUGGGGAAUAUUUAGUUCUCAAUCAGGUCCCAACGUUUCCAUUCAGAUCUGUAGAAACAGAAGGUAGGGUCUUGGCUUACACUUUACAACAAAAGCUAUUUUAACCAUACAAAAGGUUUGUGUCACAGGAGGCUUUUCAAGAUGUGGUUCAUAAAGCUUGUCAUGUUUCACGUCUUAGUUAUGUCUGUGGAACCUCAGUCUGAGUCCCUUUAAAGGCAUUUUUAAAGGCAUUUUUCUAUUUGUUUCAUUAAAGUUUGAGGUGAGAAGUACAAAUUGGGGGGUUUUAUUGUCAGUAACCAGGUAGAACUUGGGUGUAAGCUUGGUCUGUUCUGCCUGCUGUGACAUUAGGUGUUGGGUUUGGGGGGAGUUUUUUCGUUUUUGUUUUUUUUUAAGAGCCACAUCUGAGGCACAUGGAGGUUCCCAGGACAGGGGUCAACAUUAGGUGUUUAAAAUGUUUCGGGGUUUCCCUGGACACACGUAAGUCAGGUGUAUCUAUCCUUGGUGGUGGACUGAGUGCUGCCAUCGCAAGCCCCUCUGACUGCCAAUGCUGCCAGGCCACCCAGUGUCCCUGGUACCGGGGGUCAGGCACCUGAAAGCAGGGCUGAUGAAUUUAUAUAGACCUAAGUUCUGGACCCCACAGUGUUGGUGGACGGCACUGACUUUAUCCCUGAAGUUUUUGGGGAGAAUCACUUCCCCGUGAGAAAAGUAUUGGGAGGGUUUAGAUAUUCAGAAGCACAUAGUAAAAUCUGGCCUCACUGUCUUUCUCUACCUAUUCAUUACCUAGGGCCAGGGGCUUCAGGUCUGAGCUAGGAGUUUAGAGUUUGUUUUCCUCAUCAUAGCUAUCUCAUUGUCACAGGUUUCAGUUGCUAAAGUUGAAUUUUAGGGGAUGGUAUUUGAUCCUCACAUGUCUGAAAGUAAUAAACACUGUUCAGAGAUUCUGAAUCCGUUUUGCCCCACCCCGUUCCUAGAUGAGCUUUGCCGGCUCAUGCCUCCCUUUGUGGGCAGUGGGCUGGUCCCCGGCGGGACCGGCUGUCAGACUGCCGGGCUAGUCCGCAUCCUCUCGGGCUGUGUCUCUGAGGUUGCUCCUGCGCCUGACACCCAGCUCUGCGUUUCGUCACCCACUGUGCGCUCUGCAGCCACUGCUUUGCUUCCCUUCUUUCUUUCCAGUCCAAGCAAAGGAGAAAAGGGUCUGAGUUUUGCUCUCUGAUCUUAGGUGCAGCUUUUAAUUGUUUCAAAAUCUUAGACCCUGUUCACUGAAAAACAUGCAUCUCAGGUGUGAACAAUAGGGAAAAGUUGAUGAAAUGACAGUUUGGAGAUCAGUAGUGCCGUCGACAGUGUUAGUGUUGUGUUAGCUGCUGCUCCAGGGUCCCCUGCUGGUGUCUACAGCCAUCUCAGCCGGAAGCACGCACGCCCUGCUGUCCCCACACCCUGAUAAGGAUAAUGUGGUGGCAUCAGUGAGACAUGAGCCUGGUGCUCCACUUAGGAUGUAUCAGUGACAAAGGCCUUUUGACUUUUUUCUGGCCUAGGGGCUCUUGAAGUAAACACCCCAGAGCUGGAUGGAGUGAAGCAGGUCUUUGUUUCUUGAGGAAUGCACUUCAGUGCCUGCCGUGGUGCUGUGGUUUGUCCUGUCAAUGUCAUCCUUGGGAGGAAAACCGAUGCCCUUCCCUCUCUGCCCUGCUUACUAGCAGACAGAAGCUGUCAUUCCUUCCCAGGUCCUUGAUUUUAAUCCCGAAGCCUGACCACAAUUUCUUGCCAGGCCAGGUGACUCUCAUGCCAUCUGGGUGCGUGUUGCUCUUGGUCGUUGCUUGAUCUUAAGGAGAAGAAAAUUGGCACGAAGUCAGAGGUAGCAAUGGGAAAGUUUGGGAUCAGAAAAGAUGAGUCCUGUUUUGCAGACAUUCUUUUAUUCUGUUCUUGGUCGGCAUGUGUGUUGUAGAGCUCACUCUGUUAGUAACAGGACAUGCUUUUCAUGAUGUAUGUUUUUUCUUUGGAAAAUGAAGUGUUUCUAACAAGUGAAUGAGAUGGAAGACUAUCUUGAGACAACUGUAGCUGAUGCAGAAUAUUCGAAACUCAGUAUUUGCACAUUUUUGUAGAAAUCCUUUUUUUUUUUUUUGGUUUGCUAGAUCAGACUGAAUGAGGGAGCUUCCCUGCAGCCUGCAGGACUCUGACCCGUAGCUGGGUAGAGAGAGUAGAUGAGUUAGGGCUAGCUGCCUCUGUGCUGGAGGCCUGCGGGACUUCAGGCAGAGGUCGACCCAGGGAGGUUCAGUGCAGAACUUUGCGUUGCCCCACCUCUGGGAGGAGUUUCCAAAACCUUUCACUUGACCUUGAACAAAAACCAGUUCCAUCGUGCUUUCUGCUGACCCUCUGGAGUGAGCAUAUGAGUGAAUGACUGGAGGCUUUUUUGGUGCUUUUUUCUUGCUUUUGAGAAGAAAGAAGAGAGUCAGGGACGAACCUUUGUGGUUGGAGAAUGGCAUGCAUUGUUUCUUUCACACCUGCCCAGCUGAUAGGCCAACAGCAUCCAGUAGAAGAGCUCAGUUGGUAAAAUCUGAAAGUGGAUUUCUGGAAGUUCCUUUGCGGUGCAGCAGGUUAAGGAUCUGGCUUUGCCGAGGCUGUGGUGCAGGUCGAAACUCGCUCGGGUUCAGUCCCUGGCCCAGGAACUUUCCACAUGCCACAAGGGACACCCAAAAAAUUUAAAAAAUGAAAGUGAACUUCUGAUGGUCUAAAUGGGUUAGUCUCCCAUGUUAUCUUGCUUUGCUACAAAAUUUUAAAACUAGAAAUGUGCAUUUAUGUCCUUUAAAAGAUUAUGCAGAACUGUUUUGCUAAGAACGUGAACCAUGUAGCCAUGAAUCUAGGGUUUUAUAAUCGGGACUGAGCCUCUUGGGGCAGUAAGGACUGAAAUAUCGCUUCAGAAGUUAAGGUUGAGAAGUUCCCUGGUGGCCUAGAAGGUUAAGGAUCUGGCCUUGUCAUUGCUGUGGCUCAGGUGGCUGCUGUGGUGUGGGUUUGAUCCCUGUUCCAGGAACUUCCAUGUGCCACCGGUGUGGCACAAAAAAAAAAAAAAAAAGCUAAGGUUGACUUAAGCAUAUCCAAGAACAUAUUUUAAUUGGAGUUAGAAAUUAUUUAAUAUGCAUACAGAAUCUUUUGUAUUUUAUCUCAUGGAAUUUCUAAGUUAUCAGCCUUGCUGAAUUUCAGGAGUAAAAGAAACUGGUAGCACCUUGUUUUAAAGCAAGCAAUCAUAGGAGUUCCUGGUGGCCUAGUGGUUAAGGACUCAGCAUCGUCACAGCUGUGGGUCGCAUUUGGUCCCUGGCCUGGAAACGUCCCACGCCGUGGGUGUGGCCAAAAAAAAAAAAAUUGUACAUUGCUACUUGACUCAAAUCAUCUGUAAAGCCAAAUAAAAGGAGAUCUUCUUGUUAGGAAACAUUACCUUCCAAGCUUGGCACCUGCUUUUAGAAAGGGGAAGUGGGCGUUCCCGUCAUGGCUCUGUAGAAACGAAUCUGACUAGGAUCUAUGAGGAUGCAAGUUCAAUCCCUGGCCUGGCUCAGUGGGUUAAGGAUCCGGUGUUUCUGUGAGCUGUGGUGUAGCUCGCAGAUGCAGCUUGGAUCUGAUGUGGCUAUGGCUGUGGGUUCAACCCCUAGUCUGGGAACCUCCAUAUGCCCUGGGUUCGGCCCUAAAAAGACAAAACAAAAAAGAGGAGGUGGAAGAGAGGUUGAAGAAACCAAAAUAGUUGGCAGGGUAGGUGGGAUUUAGAUGGCACCUGGGUUUUGCACCAAAGUUUCAAAUACAAAUAAAUAAAAAGGAGGACCCCUUGCAAGACAACUUAGGAAGGACUUGCCAGAAAGUAGCAGCUCCUGCUGCACACAAUACAGUGCCUUCAAAAUGAUUCUGUGUGAAUUGCAUGCAAUUUCAUGUAACCAUAAAGUGUAACCUGUAUGUGCAUGACAUGUGUCUAGAAUGUGUAAAGUUCAACUUGAGCAGAGAAGGGGCCCAGCCCUGUGGCUCUGAUGGAUCAGCCAGUCUGCUGAAGUCCUUGGACUUAACGUGACUUAGGUCUGCGGCAUCAGAGCCCUGUGUUUGCGUUAAGCAACCAUAUCACUGAAAUCGGAUCCAUUUCUCCUUUCUACUUUCUUUCCUACUUUGCAGCUUUGCUGGUUUUAACUGCUUUCACUCUUCUGCUUCUUGGUAUCCUUCCUUGUUUUGAAAUAAAAGAUGAAAUACUUAA
Molecule: messenger RNA, 12678 nt
Organism: Phacochoerus africanus (Common warthog)
Lineage: Eukaryota; Metazoa; Chordata; Mammalia; Artiodactyla; Suidae
Gene: ENAH
Product: ENAH actin regulator
Exons: 16
Coding region: 123-2609 (828 amino acids)
Biological process (GO): axon guidance; actin polymerization-dependent cell motility; actin polymerization or depolymerization
Molecular function (GO): profilin binding; SH3 domain binding
Source: RefSeq, a predicted model, not a curated record